Molecule: messenger RNA, 927 nt
Organism: Mesorhabditis spiculigera
Lineage: Eukaryota; Metazoa; Nematoda; Chromadorea; Rhabditida; Rhabditidae
Source: the annotation of a GenBank genome assembly
AUGGAGCAACGAUUCGCGGCCAUUCGGGUUGAUGACGGCCAUCAGAAUUCCUACCCGUGCAGCACGUGCUCCAAAAAGCAGAACUUCGACAAGCACGACAUCACGAAGCUGUUCAUCUGCGAGAACCAUUUGCAGGCAAAUCGGGCGGCCGAACAACAAGCCUACUGUGGGAAUUGCGCCUGGCAGAACCACAAGAAAUGCAAGACGAAAUCGGUGACGUUGCAGGCGUAUCGGAUAGGCCAAGUCCAGCGCCCCAUCCUUGCCCGCCACGUGCAAGGACUAGACGAUUUGGCGAACACGGCGCACGAUAUCAUCAAGGAAGCGGCAGCUUUCGAAGAGCAAUGCCGCGGCUACGUCCAGAACAUGAACAGCAACCUGGAAGACAUCGACGAGGUGGAGCGCGAGCUCGUCUUUUUUGAGCAGCAGGGCGCCGAGAGGUUGGAGCAGAUUCUGGAGGAGCUGCGGAAGUGCAAGAAUGACCUCCCAAGUAGCGAUCACAGCGGCUCGAAUGGUGGGGGGAGGAACACGGCAAGAAGCAUCAACCAGUUACGCAAAGGAAAAGACGGAGCUUCCGAGUUCGACGCCCCACAAUUCUACGUCAACGUCGCCAACGGAACCGACUUUUGCGACGAAUGCUCGCCUGGAUCCGACGCUGAAAGUGAUAACGAACAGCCCGGUGAUCCUGAUGAACCCGACUACGGCCAUGUCCAACAUCCACAACGAGUCCAAGAAGUUGCGGCUCGAGCUGCGAGCAGCCUGCUUCUCGUGGAACCGGACACAACCGCGCGCAUCCUGCUGAUGCCGAAAAAUAUGCGCGAACCGGCCACGGUAAUCGUCAACUACCGCAGCUCCGUCGACACCGAGACGGGCAGCUACUCGGCCGGGCAACUCGUUCUACGCUACGAUCCGAUGUUGUACACAUCAAGA